Molecule: messenger RNA, 4716 nt
Organism: Ctenocephalides felis (cat flea)
Lineage: Eukaryota; Metazoa; Arthropoda; Insecta; Siphonaptera; Pulicidae
Exons: 15
Coding region: 1-4488 (1495 amino acids)
Molecular function (GO): catalytic activity
Source: RefSeq, a predicted model, not a curated record
AUGGACCAAUUCAACAGAGAUUAUAUUCAAGCGACUUCUGUAAAAGUUCAAACUUUGCCAUAUGAGUUGACUAUCUCCGCUGUAUAUUGUCCUCCAAGACAUAAUAUCAAAAGGGAGCAGUUUCAAGAAUUCUUUAAUACUUUGGGGCCCAAAUUUUUAGCAGGAGGCGACUAUAAUAGUAAACACCCAAAUUGGGGAUCUCGUAUUUCUAACCCAAAAGGAAAAGAACUUAAUUUUGUAACUCAACAUAACAACUUUGUUACAAUAUCCACAGGUACUCCUUCCUAUUGGCCUAGUGAUCCGGCGAGAAUACCUGACUUACUCGAUUUUUUCAUUUCGGGCGGCAUUGAUAAUAAAUGCAUCGAAGUUCAGUCAAAUUACGAUCUAAGCUCGGACCACUCUCCAGUCAUUGCAUCUGUGAGUUCAAAUUUAAAACAAACACAAACAAGUUACAAACUUCAUAAUCACAAAACGGACUGGGUGUUGUACAAGAAUAUUAUUAAGGACCAAAUAUACUUAAAAAUGCCUCUAAAAUGCUCAAGCGAUAUAGACGGCGCAUUAAACGACUUUCAACAAAUUUUGAAGAAUGCAGUCAAAGAUUGUACUCCGCAAAAUUUCGUCACCAAUAAAGGACCCUACAUAACGCUAGAGAUUAGGAAACUAAUAGCUGAGAAACGUAGGAUUAGGAAAAGAUGGCAAACCACUCACUCGCCACAGGAUAAGACUCUACUAAAUAGAAUGAAUAACUUAUUGAGAACUAAAAUUAGUGAAAUGAACAAUAAUAACUUCACUAACUAUGUUUCUAGAUUGAAUAGAUUUGAUAACAGCUUAUGGAAGCCACUAUCUAAUAGAAGAAGACCUGCAACUAAACACCCUCCAAUAAGAUUAAAUGCCUCCGACUCUUGGGCAAGAAGUGACUCUGAAAAAGCAAACAUGUUUGCUAAUUAUCUAUCAUCUGUCUUUUCGGUUAAUGAUAUCAAGUCAAAUUUUAACAUUCCUAAUUCUGAAAACACUACCUCAGACCUUAACAAAACUAGAUUCUUCACCGUGAAAAGUGUUUAUAAUGAAAUUAAACGUCUUAAAAAUAAAAAAGCUGUGGGUAUAGAUUCAAUUUCAAGCAUAAUGCUUAAAGAACUCCCCAGAGAAGGAUUUAUUUUACUUACCUACAUCUUUAACGCAAUUCUUAGGCUCAAUUACUGGCCGACAUUAUUCAAAACCUCUACGGUAAAAAUGAUCCCAAAGGUAGGAAAAGAUCCGAACAAAGUCAAUUCUUAUCGACCAAUAAGUCUGCUUCCAAUAACAUCUAAAAUAUUCGAAAGACUCCUGCUAGCAAACAUCGCAAGGACCACUAACCUAAUUCCUGAUCACCAAUUCGGCUUUCGCAGCGGACACACAACUACGCAACAGUGUCAUCGAAUAGUAGACACCAUUAAUAAAGCUUUUGAAGGCAGUAAAUACUGUUCUGCUGCUUUCUUAGACGUAAGCCAAGCUUUUGAUAAAGUUUGGCAUGAAGGCCUUCUAUACAAAAUUGGAAAUCUAUUGCCAGCAUACAAGAUUUUCUUUGAAUCUUACCUUAAUCGGAGAAAAUUUCAAGUCAAGGUUGGCGAUACUUUAGCUGGGCCAAAAGUAAUGAAAGCAGGAGUUCCCCAGGGCAGUGUUUUGGGACCAUUCCUUUACCUAAUUUAUACCAAUGACUUCCCCACAUUGAGAAACACUACCUGCUGCUCGUUCGCGGACGAUAUUGCUGUUUUGGCAGUUGCACAAGAUCCAACCGAUGCAUCUUUUAAACUGAAACAAAGCUGCCCAAGAGUAACGCUUGACGGUGACGAUAUUCCCCAAAACAACGUGAUUAAGUACCUAGGCCUGCACUUAGAUUCCAAGCUCACCUGGAAAUUCCAUAUAAACAAUAAAAUACAACAAUUAAAACUAAAAAUGCAACAGCUAAAUUGGCUUUUAGGCAGAAAGUCAAAACUUUCACUGUAUAACAAAGUCUUAAUCUACAAUGCAGUGCUGAAACCGGUGUGGACCUACGGCAUAGAGCUGUGGGGAUGCGCUAGCAAAUCACAUAUAGCCAAGAUGCAGAGAAUGCAAAAUAAAAUUCUCAGAACUCUAGUCGACGCUCCAUGUUUUGAUGUAAGAGGCAGAUCCUUCCACAAAGCCUUGUAUUGGUCUGAUGAACAAGCUUUUGGUCCACGUGCCUAUUUUGUGGCCGUUUCCAGACCUGCCGCCUUGACGAUAGAUGCGGUCCAACUGGACGAUGAAGGAGUUUAUAGAUGUCGUGUGGAUUUUCAAAAUUCUCCAACACGGAAUUUUCAGGUCAACUUGACUGUCAUAGUUCCUCCACAUCAGUUGCUAAUUUAUGACAAUUCUGGACGUGAAGUGACUGAUACUGUGGGACCUCUAGAAGAAGGCAGUAAUUUAGUUCUGACAUGUGAGGUCAGAGGGGGUCGUCCAGAACCGACAGUAUCAUGGUUUAUCGACGGUCGUCUCCAUGACGAAGCUCGAGCGUCACCAUCAAUGCACCACGUCACCAUAAAUCGGCUUCAAGUUCCGCUCCUGAGACGUCAAGACCUCAAUUCUACGUUUCGAUGUCAGGCGGCCAACACGAAACUGAUACUUCCGACCGAGCGGUCUGUGAGACUCGAGAUGAAUCUGCGACCUAUGAGCGUCAAACUGCUCGGAACGCCCGGGCAAUUCAUCGCCGGCGAGAAGUACAGUGUGGCUUGCGAAGUGCUCGGUUCGCGACCUCAGGCACAAGUCACAUGGACCCGUGGCGAACGAAAGUUCCGCAAAGGCAAACCCGGACUCGAAAAGAUCGAGGAAGCAUCGAAUGCAACAUGGUUAAUGUCAACUUUGACCUUUACACCUACCCCAGACGACCACAAUACUCAACUGUCGUGUCGAGGGGAUAAUUUGCGACUGCCGGGUCAUGGACUUGAAGAUACAAUACAUCUGGAUGUUCUAUACUCUCCCCUGGUGACACUGACACUAGGCAGCACUUUGAAUCCUGAGGACAUUAAAGAGGGCGAUGACGUGUACUUUGAAUGCCAUGUACGAGCUAAUCCUAAGGAGCAUCGCAUCACUUGGUACCACAAUGAUCGUCUCGUGACUCAGAACGUGUCGACGGGCGUCAUACUGAGCACCCGCUCCUUGGUCCUCCAGAGGGUGUUGCGUCACGACGCCGGCGAAUACAGUUGUCUCGCAGCGAACGAAAGAGGAGAAACUGCAAGUCAACCUGUGCCACUUCGAGUGCAAUAUGCUCCAGUAUGUUCUACAUCGCCAAAUUCCCGCCUAAUAGGAGCGUCUCAAGACGAAUCUUUGCGGAUUCGAUGUGACGUGACCUCGGAUCCACUGCCCGAAGACUUCGUGUGGCAAUUCAACAAUAGCGGCGAAAGCCUCGACGUAAGCUCCAGGGCGGCGCGAACACCGCCGGGCGGCACAAGGUCGAUUCUCUCGUACAAACCGGCCGGAGAGAGAGACUUCGGCACUCUCAGCUGUUGGGGAAGAAAUGCAAUAGGGAAGCAGGCGGAACCUUGUGUCUUCCAAGUUGUGCCAGCAGCCAAGCCGUUUCCACCUCGGAAUUGUUCGUUGGCACCUGGUAACCUGAGCGCCGUGCUGGAGGUGCAGUGCGUCGCCGGUUAUGAUGGUGGUUUGCCGCAACAAUUCCUCCUCGAAGCCUAUGAUACGCGAACUAUGCGUCUGCGACUCAACCUCACGAGCACAUCUGAGGAACAGCCCAUCUUCAGGCUAGAUCUAACAGAAUUGCUGCCAGGGUCUUCGUCUGGGCCGUCGCCCACGUUGCACAUCGCCGUCUUCGCGCAGAAUCAAAAGGGACGAAGCGAACUCACGCUGUUGGAAAACAUCGCUUUGGACGACGCAGAAAAGAUAACAGAUGGUGACACAGGGCUUUCGCUGGCACCUCUAUUUGCGGUUCUAGCGGGCGCUCUAUUAGCGUUAACGCUUGCCGUCGUGGCAGUCCGACGGCGGUUGCACGAAGCACGUAACGGUCGCCGCGGCGGUCCAAAUGGCGGUGUACCCAGCAGUGGAGCGAAUCACCAUGGGGGCGGUGGCGGUUCUGUGAUAGGAGCCGGUGGAGUGAAAUCUCAACAGACGACCACAGCUACAGAUAAAAUAUUAGAGCCGCCGGAUCAGCUAUUAGAGAUCAACAGUGGUGAGCAGCGGUACGUUUUGGCGUAUACGCUGAAAAGGCCGGACGCAGCCGCUACUAUGACAGCGCCCGCGGAGCCUGAUAUUCUCAGCGCGCAAAGGGAUAACAUUGACCCACCUGUCAGACCAGCCGCCCUGUUCUCAACGAGGGACGUGGCUAUGCUGGACAGAGCGAGGCAAGGAGAUCGCCAUGCGAUACCAGGAUUAGGUGGAGGCAACAGUCCGCCCCUGUGGCAGCAGAGUCGGCCUUGGGCGAUACCAGGAAAGACGAGCGACCACAUAACUACGGACACCAUACCAGGGCCGGAGUCAUGUGUAUGAAUUAGUGGAAAUUAACAGUGUGGUAAAAACAAACUGUGUUGACAUUCCAGAAAUUAGUGAUAAUUCGAAUGCAUGGUGAUUUUUAAAACUAACUUAUUCAUGUGAGUGAAUAGUGUGAGGGACAAAUUUAAAUAUUAUAUUAGAAGACAAUAUAAAAACUAUUUCUUUAUAUUAGUAAUGUUUAUGUGUAAAAAUAUUUAUAUAUAGAGUAUAUCUUGUUAUAAUAUA